Messenger RNA from Syzygium oleosum, 2732 nucleotides. RefSeq names its product putative receptor protein kinase ZmPK1. The transcript has a single exon. Gene Ontology annotation, biological process: recognition of pollen; protein phosphorylation. The record is from RefSeq and is a predicted model, not a curated record. The coding region runs from base 131 to 2563 and encodes 810 amino acids. Gene Ontology annotation, molecular function: ATP binding; protein serine/threonine kinase activity. Lineage: Eukaryota; Viridiplantae; Streptophyta; Magnoliopsida; Myrtales; Myrtaceae.
CUGUGAACAAAUUAUUCAGCAUCGGACUUUCUCAUGGAUUUGUACGCCAGUUCACUCUCCAAAGAAAGCUAAAAGCUUUAAAAAAUCUCAGUGACAAGCCAAGGCAAGGCAACCUGUUUCCUUGCUAGCCAUGAGGAACUCGUCGUUUCUCCUUGUGCUUGUUCUCUCCCUUCUUCACAUAUCUUCUCAAGCUUCCUCUGCAAAUCGUUUCGCUUUGCACCGAGGCUCCUCCCUCUCCGUCGACAAUCCCGAUGAUGUGCUGAUCUCAAACUCUGGAGUCUUCUCCGCCGGGUUUUACCCCGUCGGUGUAAAUGCUUACUGCUUCGCCGUCUGGUUCAGCAGGCCACCUUGCAGCGGCCAAAAUUGCACCAUUGUUUGGAUGGCAAACCGCGAUAAACCCGUCAAUGGAAGACACUCAAAGCUUUCCCUAAAGAAAAAUGGCAAUCUCAUGCUAACUGACGCCGGCCAGGCAAUUGUUUGGGCUCAAAACACAGUCUCACUCUCAUCCUCACCGGUUCAUCAGUUACAGCUCCUAGACUCUGGUAAUCUUGUUCUUCGGGACAGAGAAAACAGAGUCACGGUUUGGCAAAGCUUCGACUCUCCGACUGACACGCUCCUUCCGGAACAGAACCUCACUAGGGACACGCCCCUGGUUUCCUCUCGGAGCAAAGGCAAUUUCUCUUCAGGUUAUUACAAGUUGUAUUUCGACAACGACAACGUCCUUCGUCUCCUCUUCGAUGGGCCUUCGUUCUCGAGUGUGUACUGGCCAGACCCGAGCAAAGUGAGCUGGGAAGUAGGAAGAACAACCUACAAUGACAGUAGAGUUGCCAUGCUCGAUUCCUUAGGGAAUUUCACUUCAUCCGACGAUCUGAAGUUCCUGUCAUCAGAUUUCGGCAUGAAAACCGAAAGAAUACUGAAGGUUGAUCAUGAUGGUAAUGUCAGGGUGUAUAGCAGAGGGGGAGGAGGCGAAUGGGUUGUGACAUGGCAAGCCAUAACUGAGCCAUGUACAGUUCAUGGGAUUUGUGGACCAAAUGGCAUUUGCAGUUACAGCCCAAGUGAGGGAAGGAGUUGCUCUUGUGCUCCUGGAUAUGUGUGGAAACAUAAAACUGAUUGGACUCGAGGAUGUGUGCCAAAAUUCAAGAGCUUCUGUAACAAGAAUUCCGAAACUCAGGUCGAUUUCCUUGUUUUGCCUCAUCAUGAUUUCUACGGAUAUGAUAUCGACUAUUUUCCGAACGUUACCUUGGUGGCGUGCAAGGAAAUGUGCGUGAAUCUUUGCAACUGCAGAGGUUUUCAAUACAAAUUUAACGAGGACACUGGCUCUUUUGAUUGUUACAUCAAGAUACUUCUGUUAAAUGGAUGUCUUUCGUUGCAACAAAUUGGGAGCAUGUAUAUAAAACUACCAAAAGCCAAUCUCUCUUCUUAUCAAAUACCCAUGAAAGAAUUCAAUACGCUGCCCUGCCCACCGAAAGAUCAAGAAGUUAUCUUACCGAGGACUUAUCUGAAAAGUCACAGAAAUCUGGUACUUGAGAUCCUGCUCAUUUGUGCUACGGUAUUAGCUGUAGUGGAAGCUGUUGUUGUCUUCCUCACAUGGUCCUUCUUGAUUGGAGCUGGUCGCCAUAAAGGUGGAGCUUAUGUAAACGGAUAUCAUCCUGCAGCGACAGGAUGCAGGAGAUUCACAUAUGCCGAGCUAAAGAAAGCAACCAAAAACUUUCGUGAAGAGAUUGGAAGAGGAAGCAGGGGGAUUGUGUACAGGGGCCUCUUGCAGGAUCACCGGGUAGCUGCAGUCAAGCGGCUGUACGGCGUUAACCAAGGAGAAGAGGCGUUCCUGGCUGAAGUGAAAACGAUUGGUAAUCUGAAUCACAAGAACCUAAUCGAGAUGUGGGGGUACUGCGCAGAGGGCAAGCACAGGCUCCUGGUUUAUGAGUUCAUGGAUCACGGUUCCUUGUCUGAAAAUCUUUCUUCCCCACAACUUGACUGGACCAAAAGGUUCGAGAUCGCCGUAGGAUCGGCCAAAGGGCUUGCCUAUCUUCAUGACGAGUUUUUAGAAUGGGUUCUCCAUUGCGAUGUGAAGCCACAGAAUAUACUUCUUGAUUCCAAUUACCAAGCAAAGGUGGCGGAUUUUGGGCUCUCUAAGCUUCUUAAUAGAAAGGGCCCUAAGGAUACCAGUUUCUCAAGAGUCAGAGGAACAAGAGGUUACAUGGCUCCUGAAUGGGUUGACCACUUGCCAAUCACCUCAAAAGUGGAUGUGUAUAGCUAUGGAAUCGUCCUGUUGGAGAUGCUCACUGGAAGGAACCCGAGCGGAGGUCAUGCAAUCUAUGGAGAAGUAAAAGGCGGGUACAAAAGAUCCACUUCUUGGGCGAGAGAGAAGAUGAAACCAGGAGUUGCGAUGGAGACAUGGAUAACGGAAUAUCUCGAUCCGGCCAUAAGAGGGAAUUUGGACAUUAAGAAGAUCAAAGUUUUGGUUUCGGUGGCCCUUCAGUGUGUGGAGGAAGACAGAGAUGCAAGACCCACCAUGAGCCAGGUGGUUGAGAUGCUUCUGCGCCAUGAAAAUGGGGCUGUGUAAUGACAAAAGCAUAGCUCCUCUUGUGUAUUUCUGUACUAGUUAACGAUGACAAGGUAGUAGUCUUUGGAUGAAUAAAGCUAGGAAAGAUCAAUUAGUAUGCAACUUCUCUUUCAUCUCUGUUUUGUCCUUACAAAUUUGGAAUGAUCAUUUAGUAUGUGUUCCUUGGAAA